CCUGAAGCCAAUUUCAGCCAGUUUGUGACAGGAGCCUGAACGUCCAGAAGAGACUCCUAGGACUCCAGCAUCCUCCUGCUGGCCGCACAAGGCAGGCACCAGAAGUGUGCUCGGAAAACAAGAUCGCCACGACCAAAUACCCGUGUCUGAAGUCUUCGGGCGAGCUCACCACGUGCUUCAGGAAAAAAUGCUGCAAAGGAUAUAAAUUUGUUCUUGGACAGUGUAUUCCAGAAGAUUAUGACAUUUGUGCCCAAGCUCCCUGUGAACAGCAUUACCGAUAUGACCGCGAGAGACACCAAAAGCGGGAGAAGCCUUACUGCCUGGAUAUUGACGAAUGUGCCAGCAGCAACACCACUCUGUGUACACACAUCUGUAUCAACACCAUGGGCAGCUACCACUGUGAGUGCCGGGAGGGCUAUGUCCUUGAAGACGAUGGGAAGACCUGCACCAGGGGAGACAAAUACCCCAACGACACUGGACACGAAGAGAAGGCCGAGAAUGAGGUGAAAGCUGGGACUUGCUGUGCCACAUGCAAGGAGUUCUCCCAGAUGAAGCAGACAGUGCUGCAGCUGAAGCAGAAGAUUGCUUUACUUCCCAACAAUGCUGCCGAGCUGGGCAAGUAUGUCAAUGGUGACAAGGUGCUAGCCUCAAACACCUACCUUCCAGGACCUCCUGGCCUGCCUGGAGGGCAGGGCCCACCCGGUUCACCAGGACCCAAGGGGAGUCCUGGAUUCCCUGGUAUGCCAGGCCCUCCAGGACAGCCUGGCCCACGGGGCUCAAUGGGACCUAUGGGACCAUCUCCUGAUCUGUCUCACAUUAAGCAAGGCCGGAGGGGCCCUGUGGGCCCACCAGGAGCACCAGGAAGACAUGGCUCCAAGGGGGAGAGAGGAGCACCUGGGCCCCCAGGGUCUCCGGGACCCCCGGGUUCUUUCGAUUUCCUGCUGCUUGUGCUGGCUGACAUCCGAAAUGAUAUUGCCGAGCUGCAGGAGAAGGUGUUCGGGCACAGGACUCACUCUUCAGCAGAGGAUGUUCCUCUACCUCAGGAAUUUUCCAGCUACCCGGAGACUCUGGACUUUGGAUCUGGGGAUGACUAUUCCAGAAGAACUGAAGCGAGAGACUCUGAGGGCCCCAGAAACUUUUAUCCAUAGCACGUCCCAUGUCUUCAUGUCACCAAAAGAGAAACUUCGUCCAGUCAAAGCAUCCAAAGGGGAAAAAAUACCACUGGAGGCCUAAAGCCUAAGUCUGUCUUCCUGUCCUCCAUCUACUCUGCUUCCAAAUCCUGUUCUCCAAGUGUCCUGCACAUCUCCUGCACUAGGAGGACGUGAUGGGUUAACUUGCUAUUCUUGAGGAGCCACUGGGUAGUUGUCAUCAGAAUUUCCUUGACAUCCUAGUUUUUUCAGGAACUUUUGAGUUUCUAAGUAAAUGCUCCCACAGAAUCUUAAACUUUGAGAGAAUGCCAAAAGGGAGGAAUGGCAAAGUGGGCUCUCAGAAGUGUAAGGCUCAUUCUAAAAAGAAAAUUGUAUAAAAUACUUGACUACUUACCCUGUACUGUCAGAGUAUGACUGGGGGUAGAAAGAGUACAAUGUAGAUUGGUGUUGGUUUAAAAAAAAAAAAAAGACUGUUCCUUAG
Molecule: messenger RNA, 1629 nt
Organism: Cricetulus griseus (Chinese hamster)
Lineage: Eukaryota; Metazoa; Chordata; Mammalia; Rodentia; Cricetidae
Source: RefSeq, a predicted model, not a curated record